Molecule: messenger RNA, 4694 nt
Organism: Dalotia coriaria
Lineage: Eukaryota; Metazoa; Arthropoda; Insecta; Coleoptera; Staphylinidae
Gene: Cont
Product: Contactin
Exons: 9
Coding region: 425-4291 (1288 amino acids)
Biological process (GO): axon guidance; cell-cell adhesion
Cellular component (GO): axon; plasma membrane
Molecular function (GO): protein binding
Source: RefSeq, a predicted model, not a curated record
UUGUAUUUGCAUAAUAACAAUUGAAUUAUGUAAAUUGUAAACAAAUGAUUAUUCACAACGAAUAGAAUUUUGCAUAAUUUCCAACUUUAAACUGCGAUAAACCUAAAAACGCACAUACAAUACAUAACAUGCUAUUUUUAGCAUAAAUAAUUACAAUAUCUAAGCAAAAAAGUCCAAAAAUAAGUUAUUAUUUCUCAUGUUUGUAUUGCGCAUGCGCCCGCGCCAAACAACAUGACCACCACGCUUGGUAUGUAAACAACACCGCAACAACACAAGAGAGACAGGUAGUCGUAGUUGGGUUGCACAUGUAUGCGUGUGUAGUUGGUGAUGUGACGCAUACCUGUUCGCUUCUUCUACAAAACAUUUUUAUUUCGUUUGUUUCGUCUACAUAUCGCCCCAAUGAAUUAACUACUCAAAGUUCAUUAUGAGGUGGCUGCUUAUCAGUUUAUGUGCCUUAGUGGUGCAUGCACAACAAAGAAUCUAUCCCAAUGAGUAUGAGUACAGAGAUAAUAGAAACAAUAACUUCAACAACCCCAACAACUACGAUGUGAAUUUCCGCAAUCGGGAUCCAUUCAGGGAUGAUUUUAACAGGGACUAUGAUCCCAGAGGUGGUUAUGGGAACAAUUAUGAUGAUUACAAUCUGUUUGGAGGGUAUAAUAGAGGAUAUGAUCCUUAUUAUGAGCAACUGAGGUGUCCACAGUAUUGGAUUAGGUUUAGACAGUCUUGUUAUAGAUUUAUCAAGUCACCUUUGAGGCCUUACAAUGAUGCAGGGAGACUUUGUCAGACUUAUAGUCCUGAGCCUGGUGCAUCUGAUUUGCUCUCUAUCAAUGAUCCAGAUGAGCAUGGGUUUAUUAUUCAUCAACUUGACUGGCAAGAUCCGCAGCAUCGUCGCUGGUAUGUUGGUGCACGCCAACAAUCACCAAAUUACUGGCUGAAUCCGGAUGGUUCACAAUUAUUGAACAUGGAUAAUGCUUUUCUUCCCUGGGGUGAUUUUGACCUCUAUAAUCGCGAUUUUCUUGCUUAUAACUUCUCGAAAGAAUUGAUGCACUGGGGUUUUCAACCUGUACGUGGUGAUGAACCACUUUUAUUCAUCUGCGAAGCGAAAAUUGAAGCCAUGCAGAAACUUCUACAAGAUGAUCGCACUUAUACCUAUGGUUUAGAUAUUACUGAUCCAGAACGUAUUCCCAGGGGACCACACUUUAUCAAACAACCAGAGGAUACCAUCUUUGAUGUAUCCCGUAGGAAAAUCUACAAUCACGUGGCUUUGAGUUGUCUUGCUGGUGGAUAUCCAACACCUACUUAUGAAUGGUUCAGAGAAGAUUUUGAAAAUGAUCGUUUAGUCGCAAAGAAAAUCAAUCCUUUGGAUGAUGGACGCUUUACCAUUAGUGGUGGUAAUUUAUUAAUUGAUAGCCCGGAACAAAAGAAAGAUCGCGCAACAUAUCAUUGCAAAGCAAGCAAUAAAUUCGGCACAAUCAUAUCGGAAAGCGUACAGUUAAAUUUUGGUUUUAUUAAUGAAUUUGUCCUGAAGAGGUCACCGGAAUCAGGUGAUCAGAAUUGGGGUAAAGCUAUCUAUUGUGAUCCGCCGACGCAUUUCCCAAGUGUGCGGUAUUAUUGGUCCAGGGAUUAUUUCCCCAACUUCGUGGAGGAAGACAAACGUGUUUUCGUGUCCAACGAUGGAGCUUUGUAUUUCUCUGCGUUGGAGACAAUCGAUAGAGGGAAUUACAGUUGCAGUGUUCAGGCAGACUUCUCUGAUACAGGCAGGAAUGGACCAUUUUUCGCACUUAGAGUAAAUCCACACUCUAAUUAUCAACAGCUGAAGUUUCCAAAUAACUUCCCAAAAGCUUUCCCUGAGGCACCAAUUGCUGGUAAAGAAGUGCGACUGGAAUGCACUGCAUUUGGAUACCCCAUUCCAAGUUUCAACUGGACAAGACGAGGAGGUUCUCUUCCGAAAGGUUCAUACUUGACUAGCUUCGAUCGCGUGUUAAUCAUCCCUAAAGUAACCGUGGAAGAUGAGGGUGAAUACGUCUGUCGCGUGUACAACGAUCGUUCCUCCCUGGAAAACAGCGUAAUGCUAAAUAUUCAAGCCGAACCCAAUUUUACUAUUCCUCUAAUUGACAAACACAUCGAUAGUCGCGGAGAACUCGUCUGGACGUGUGAAGCAUUCGGUAUUCCCGAUGUAAAUUACACUUGGUGGAAAAAUGGCCGGCAGCUUGUUAUGGGUUAUUUGGAUCCGGACGAUCGUGGUCGUGUUAAGAUUCAGGAUAAUGUGUUGACGAUUUCUUACUUGGAUGAUGAAAGAGAUCCUGGUAUGUAUCAAUGCAGAGCAUCGAAUGCGUUGAAGACGAGGUAUUCGUCCGCGCAGUUACGGGUUUUGGCGUUUAAACCGUCAUUUAAGAAGAGUCCGCUUGAAGCUGAGACGUACGCAGCUGAACAAGGCAAUGUUACGAUUAUGUGUAACCCUGAGGCUGCACCACGGCCUAAAUUUGUUUGGAAAAAGAAUGGUUUAGUGAUAGGGCAUGGUGGUCACCGGAAAAUAUUAGAAAAUGGUAAUUUAGUGAUUACUUCUGUAUCCAGAGAUGAUGAAGGGUUGUAUACGUGCACGGCGAGUAAUGAAUUAGGCUUAGAUGAAUCCAGAGGACGGUUGAUUGUACUCAGAGGGCCUAGGAUUGUCGAACAAGUACGUCCGAGAAUUGUUACAUCAGUUGAGAGAAGUUUAUCGUUGUAUUGUCAAGCAGAGACUGAAGAAAUGUUGGAUAUUGCCUAUGUUUGGACGCACAAUGGAAUCAGAAUUAGGGAUAUCGACGUUAAAAACUCAUACAACCGAAUUCGAAUGGAUGGCGGGUAUUUAAGUAUAAGCAACACUACGUUUGCCGACGCAGGUGAAUACGAAUGCAUCGUGCGUUCUGCAGUCGGUAAGAUUAGUUCCAGAUCAAACGUAAUCAUCGAAGGUCCUCCUGGUCCACCUGGCGGUUUGCAAGUAAUCAACGUUCAGAAAACCUCCGCUACUCUUCAAUGGACCGACGGUGCGUCUCAUGGCCGUCCUGUUUUAAGUUACACAAUCUCCGGACGCACAAAUUGGAAUGACACGUGGUUUAACGUAACACAUGGGUUGUACGCACGUGAAAUCGAUCGGUAUACCGGUAGAAAAGAAGCUAUGUUAGAGAAUAUUCUUGUUCCGUGGGCUACUUAUGAAUUUAGGGUUGCGGCGUGGAAUGAAUUAGGUAUGGGAGUACCUUCUGCGCCCUCACCGAGACACUCCACACCUCCAAAUAGACCUUUUAUUCCUCCGCGUGAUGUUUCCGGUGGCGGUGGAAAGAUUGGUGAUUUGACUAUCACCUGGACGACGUUAAGGCCUGAAGAACAAAAUGGCCCCGGUAUACAUUACAAAAUCUUCUGGAAGCGUAAGGAUCACGAUUCGGAAUUCCAAAGUUUAUUGUUGAAAGAAUACGGAAAUACUGGAAUGGCGGUUGUGCACAUGUCUACUUUGGAACAUUAUUACACUCAGUAUAUUGUCAAAGUACAGGCUUUGAACGAUGUUGGGCCAGGGCCAAUUAGUAAGGAAGAAAUUGUGUACUCCGCGGAAGAUAUGCCGCAAGUUGCGCCACAAUUAGUUGUUGCUACUUCUUAUAACUCUACUGCACUGCGUAUUACUUGGAAUCCGAUUGAUCAAACCAGGGAGAAAGUUAGGGGUAAACUUAUUGGUCAUAGGAUUAAAUAUUGGCGUAAGGACAACCGCGAAGAAGAUUCCGUAUAUUAUCUUUCACGUACAACGAAUCCUUUCGCGUUGAUUGUUGGUCUUAUUCCUGAUACAUACUACUUUGUAAAAGUUAUGGCUUAUAAUGCUGCUGGAGAAGGACCUGAAAGCGAACGAUAUCUUGAACGUACUUAUAGGAAGGCUCCACAGAAACCUCCAUCUUCUGUUAAUGUUUACGGCGUUAAUCCUUCUACUAUUCGCGUUGUUUGGCGAUAUGUUCAACCUUCACCCGAGGAAGAACCUCUGCAAGGUUACAAGAUUCGUAUUUGGGAGAUUGAUCAAGAUAUGAGCACCGCCAAUGACACAAUCAUCCCCGUAGGGACGAAACUCGAAGCGUAUAUCAAUACUCUCUCGCCAGGGAAGACCUACCGCAUGCGAGUGCUUGCAUAUUCGAAUGGCGGCGACGGCCGCAUGAGUUCACCGGCGCUAACAUUCCAAAUGGGUGCGCCGGAAAAGUACAGAAGCGAUGCGAACUCAAUCUCGACGUCGCUCUUCACGAUUGCCUUAAUGUGUCUCACGUUGAAGAUGAUAAUCUGAUUAUUAUCACACACGCACACAUCCACACAAACUCAUUUCACGAGCUUUCUGUAAAAAAUAGUUAAGACUCUGUAGUUUAAUAUUUUACACUUCGACAAUUUUUGUUUUACGCGAGAGUUUUUUACUUUUAGUACCUGCAAAAUGGAUGACAAAGGUGGAAUCUUAUGUUUUUGUAAUACUGUUCAUUACUUGUGCUAUAUUUUUGCAACUGUCCAAGUUAUUUAGGUUUUUGAAUUUUUUUUUAACGCGUAAGUAAAUUAAUUCGUAAUAUGUCUAUUCCGUCCAAGAUGCAACAUAUUUUUGUUGGUAGCAUAUUUUUUACAAACUAGUUGCUACGAUAUGAAUGUAAUAGUAUUAUGAACAAGAAAUCUCUUUUUUAUAACUGAAUAAAUGUUUUAUUCCA